Messenger RNA from Onychostoma macrolepis, 1664 nucleotides. RefSeq lists its product as uncharacterized. NCBI's taxonomy places the organism in Eukaryota, Metazoa, Chordata, Actinopteri, Cypriniformes, Cyprinidae. The coding region runs from base 275 to 1105 and encodes 276 amino acids. The transcript is spliced from 2 exons. The record is from RefSeq and is a predicted model, not a curated record.
CCUGGAGCAAGGCAGCGACCCCUUCGAAUGCCAUGGCUGGCUUUCGGGGUAGUGGGAUCUACCCGUUGAACCCAGCCCUCAUUGACGCUGCCCUCUUCGUGCCAAGUGAAACAAUGGACAGAGAGCAUGGUAGUGCCCCACCAACCCAUAACCCUCCGCAGCAUUUUCUACAGGCAGCCGUGCACACACCUCACCUCCAUCCCGAGGCCCAUCCACUGCAUGGCCCUGUGCAGGCAGCUGUGCGCCUUCCUCACCUCCAUCCUAGGACAACCCUAUGCAUGCCCCUCCUCAGCAGCAUCACUGUCAGUGCCCUUUGGCAGUGCCCCAGGAUGCUGUACCACCUCUGGCACACGAGGUUGAGGUGGAGAUGGCAGUGGUAGAUGUCGUGAAGGAAACAGCAGUCUCAUUUAAGGACUUAGUCCAGGUUCCAGUCCGAGAAAGACCAACCACCAUCCGAAAGAGAUUAAAACCGCCAUCCAUGAGCUUCACAAGCGAUGAACAUUUUGCAUAUGUUCAAGGGAAAGGAAAGGGCAAAGGGCCAAAGCCAAAGCCAAAUCCCAAGAAGAAGAAGGAGGAGCCAUGUACCAUCUGCCACCAUGCAUAUGGGGACAGAGAUGAUCCCAAAAGUGCCGAAGAGUGGCUGUGCUGUGUGGUUUGCAGCCAUUGGUAUCACGAAACAUGUGCAGAAGAUAAUGGCGUGAUAGAUGAUGAUGGGACUCUCACCUGCAAGGAGUGUUUGUUCCCCAACUGCAGUUCGAAAAAAACCCUUCACUGCAAAGGCUGCUGUCGAGGGAUCCAUGAAGAGGUGGCUUCAUUUGGCAGCACACAGAGAGGGUGGACGCAAGAGACGGCUCCUCCAAAAAGAAGUUAUUUAGAGAGAGAGAGAGAGAGUGAAUGCCUGAACUGUUUCAUUGCAUUAGUGAUCGGAGGAUGGCGUUUGUGCUCGAAGAUAUCAGACUGUUUCAUCGCAUCGUGGUCGUUUUGGAUUCACGUCAGGAGGGGGAAGACGAGCUGGACUUCACUAUGGACGGAUUGCGCAAUCAGAAGGCUUGUUCAUAAAGACGGAAAAGUUUCUUCAUCGUUUGUUUCGGCGAGGACUCUGUAGGCACCUAUACACUCAUAUUGACUGAACUGAGCCAAACACAUUCCUACCUCUUUCAAGACUUUGGUAUUCAUCUAUUUUUUUUUUUUUUGGACUGUUUUGGACUAUUUCCUUUCUAAUUUUUUUUUCUCUUCAAUUGUAAUUGUUGAUUGACAGUUUUACUGUUCAAGGGCUGAAUUUAAUCAACUAAAUUCAUUAGUUGAUUUAUUGUUUGAAUGUGUGAAAAGUCGCGUCUGGUGUGAACGCACAGUUACAGUGUCUGGGCCAGACCUGGGCCACAUAAAACAAUACAAGUCAUAUUGUAGUGUGCUGGCCAGAUCUGGGCCACAUCAAUGAAUAAGAUCGUUUUACAGGGUGUGGGCCUCAUUUGGGCCCGAGGAAUUUAUUUUGUGUCUGUUUUCACUAUGUGGGCCAGCUUUGGGCCGGGGACCCAGCCAGAACUGGGCCAGAAUUGGAGCAAGGAUGUGGCCCAGUGCUGGGCCAGACAAAUUUUGCUAUCUGGGUAUAGAGCUGCUGCUGCUAUAGAGUUAGAACCGGUGAAUGCGGUUUACAGGUUUCAUAG